Musa acuminata AAA Group (dessert banana) is the source of this 3087-nucleotide messenger RNA. RefSeq names its product beta-galactosidase 11-like. NCBI's taxonomy places the organism in Eukaryota, Viridiplantae, Streptophyta, Magnoliopsida, Zingiberales, Musaceae. Gene Ontology annotation, biological process: carbohydrate metabolic process. The transcript has 18 exons. Gene Ontology annotation, cellular component: vacuole; cell wall. The record is from RefSeq and is a predicted model, not a curated record. Gene Ontology annotation, molecular function: carbohydrate binding; beta-galactosidase activity. Bases 251 to 2830 code for a protein of 859 amino acids.
UGCCUGCCUUCUCGGGGGCUCCCCAUGGCCACAGGCAACCGAAACCUUCUAUAAUAUCCGCUCCCCCUCUCUCCCUGGAGUGGGAAACCGUGUCUCUUGAUCUCAUCCCUCUCACACUCAACAGCAACACGAGGAGCACGCCCAUCCAGCUAUCAGUCUGUCAUCGCAUCUGCAUCUGCAUCUGCGUCGGUCAGAGAUCGGGUUACACCAUCGAUCCCAUUCCUGGAGCAGAAAGAAGAGCUGAAGAACCAUGGCGGUGUCGCCGGAGACCACGGCGCGGACUCUCGUCAGUCUCUUCCUCCUCGCCGCCAUCGCCAGCACCGGCGCGGCCCACGGCGGCGGCAGCGUACAAGGAGUGACUUAUGAUAGCCGGUCACUGAUCAUAAACGGAAGGAGAGAGCUUCUCUUCUCGGGGUCGGUCCAUUACCCUCGAAGCACACCCGAGAUGUGGCCGGACAUCAUCCAGAAGGCUCAGCAUGGGGGACUGAACGUGAUCCAAACCUACGUCUUCUGGAACAUCCACGAGCCUCUCUACGGGCAGUUCAAUUUCCAAGGGAGAUAUGACUUGGUGGGGUUCAUAAAGCUGGUGCAGAAGAAUGGGAUGUAUGUGACCCUCCGACUCGGUCCCUUCAUCCAAGCGGAAUGGAAUCAUGGAGGGUUCCCGUUCUGGCUUCGGGAGGUCGCCAACAUCACCUUCCGAACAGACAACGAACCCUUCAAGCAUCAUAUGGAAAGGUUUGCCAGGACGAUUGUGCAGAUGAUGAAGGACGAGAAGCUAUUUGCCUCUCAAGGAGGUCCCAUCAUCCUAUUACAGAUCGAGAACGAGUACAACAACGUGGCGCGAGCAUUCGAGGGCGGCUCAAAAUACAUUCAGUGGGCAGGCAACAUGGCCGUGGGGCUCGGCGCCGGCGUGCCGUGGGUGAUGUGCAAGCAGAACGACGCUCCCGGUCCCGUGAUCAAUGCAUGCAACGGGAGGAACUGCGGCGAUACCUUUACAGGGCCGAACCAUCCGAGCAAGCCUUCCCUGUGGACUGAGAACUGGACUGCUCAGUACAGGGUCUUCGGUGAUCCACCAUCUCAGAGGUCAGCAGAGGAUAUUGCAUACUCCGUAGCACGCUUCUUCUCAAAGAACGGCACCCUCACGAACUACUACAUGUAUCACGGAGGAACCAACUUUGGAAGAACCGGCGCGGCUUUUAUGAUGACGAGAUACUACGACGAAGCUCCCCUGGAUGAAUACGGUAGGCAGACUCCUCGGAAGCUUCGAUCUGGGUUUCUCGUCAUCGCACUGACAUCCGUUCUUCAUGCUGAUCCAGGGAUGGAGAAGGAGCCCAAAUGGGGGCAUCUGAGGGACCUGCACCAUGCACUGAAGCUGUGCAGGAAGGGUCUGCUCUGGGGGACGCCGUCCGUCCAAGCCUUUGACAAGGGUUUUGAGGCCAGAUUGUAUGAGAUACCGGAGAGCCAUGUAUGCGUUGCCUUCUUGACCAACACCAACAGGAAAGAAGACGGCACGGUGAGCUUCCGAGGCGAGGAGUACUAUCUCCCCCGCCGCUCCAUCAGCAUUCUGCCGGACUGUAAGACUGUGGUGUUCAAUAGCCAGAGAGUCAACGCUCAGCACAAUGCGAGGACGUUCGAUGUAGCGAAGGAAUCCAGCAUGAAGAACCAAUGGCAGAUGACGAGCGACCUCAUCCCGACGCUUCGCCAUGCCUCGGUUAUAUCCAAAGGGCCCCUGGAGUUGAUGAACUUGACCAAGGACACCACGGACUAUCUGUGGUACACAACAAGCUUCAAGUUGGAUGCUGACGAUCUACCUCGGCGACAGGACAUCCGACCUGUGCUUCAAGUUUCAAACCUCGGCCAUGCAAUGCAUGCGUUCGUCAAUGGCAAAUACAUAGGAUCCGGGCAUGGAACUAAGAUCGAGAAAAGUUUUGUCUUCCAGAAGCCAAUGGAUCUAAAUGCAGGAACCAACCACAUCGCAAUCUUAGGCUUGACUGUUGGAUUGCCGGAUAGUGGAGCGUACUUGGAACACAGACUUGCCGGCGUUCAUACCGUCGUCAUCCAAGGUCUCAACGCCGGAACGUUGGAUUUGUCGCACAGCGUGUGGGGGCACCAGGUUGGAUUGACCGGGGAGACGUUGGGCAUCUUCUCUGAGAAGGGAGUGAAUGCUGUCAAGUGGGAGGAGGCUAAGAGUGAUACCCCAGUCAUGUGGUACAAGAGAUACUUCGAUGCUCCAUCCGGACAUGAUCCAGUUGCUUUGGAAAUGAACUCGAUGGGGAAAGGACUGGUGUGGAUCAACGGCGAAAGCAUCGGUCGUUACUGGAUCUCCUACCUCAAUCCUCUCGGGAAGGCUUCUCAAUCAGUGUAUCACGUGCCGCGGUCCUUCUUGAAGCCGAAGGACAACCUCAUGGUCGUCUUCGAGGAGCACGGCGGGAAGCCGGAGGACAUACAGAUCAUGACGGUGAAGAGGGACGACAUCUGCACCGUCGUCUCCGAUCUCCACCCCGCACACGUCAGGUCAUGGUCGAGGGAGAACAGCAAGAUCCGAAGCGUCGAUGACGACGCGAAGCCGGAGGCUCGGUUGAAGUGCACGGGGAAGAAGGUGAUCCAGUCCAUUGAUUUCGCAAGCUUUGGGAACCCCGGCGGCAUGUGCGGCAACUUCACCACAGGGAGCUGCCAUACGCCGCAGGCCAAGGCUGUAGCCGAGAAGGCCUGCUUGGGGAAGGAGUCCUGCGUGUUGCCGGUGGCGCCGGAGGCAUACGGUGCUGACGUUGGGUGUCCGGAGACGAUGGCCACUCUUGCAGUGCAGGCCAAGUGCGUCCCGAAGAAGUAGUACGCGGCUUGAGUUUGAUUCGUUCUUCGUUAGACCAGAUGUUGGAAGGGGAUUGAGUUGAAUCUCUCCUCGAGCACUAGAUAUAGAAAAAAGGAAGGAGGACGAGGUUGAUUUGUACGAGGAGGAGAAUGGAUGUACGCAAUCUUAUCUUACCUUCGUUUUUAAUAAUGGAUCUGAUGAUUUUGUGAGAAAUGAAAUCUGCAUCCAGUGACGUAGAUAAUGGCAUUUCUGGAUGGAUCUCCACUUUUGUUGUUGAC